GGGCGGGGUCCCGGCGGUUUCCGUCGCGCCGCCGGAAGGAGCCUCGCGAGGCGCCGCCAUGGACGCCUGGGUGCGCUUCAGCGCGCAGAGCCAGGCCCGGGAGCGGCUGCUCAGGGCUGCCCAGUACGCCUGUGCCCUUGUUGGGGACUCUCUGCGCAGGAACGGGGCGAGUGCCGGGGCCCUGGCCAGGGUCAGGCAGCUGGAGGCUCAUCUCAGCCUGAGCCGCAAGCUGCUGCGCCUGGGCAGCUCGGCCGAGGCUCUGGAGGCAGCCCAAAGGGCCAUUCACCUGUCAGACACGGUGCUGCGCUUCUGUGUCACCCUCAGCCACCUCAACAGGGCCAUGUACUUCGCCUGUGACAACGUGCUCUGGGCAGGAAAGGCAGGGCUGGUCCCCAGCAUCGACCAGGAGAAGUGGAGCCAGAGAUCCUUCAGGUAUUACCUCUUUGCCCUGGUUGUCAACCUGAGCCGCGACUGCUACGAGCUGCGGCUGCUGCUGGAGCGGGAGGCGAGCGGGAAGCGAGCCCAGGGCGGCUCCAACGGGCCCCAGCCCCGGCCCCGGCCCCGGCCCCGCCUGCAGCAGCUGGCGCUGAGGCUGCAGCUCCAGCUCCGCCUCCUGCUGCACGUCCUCCGAAACAACCCCCCCCUGCUGUUGGACCUGCUGAAGAACACCUGCGACCUCUUCAUCCCCCUGGACAAGCUGGGGCUGUACAGAACCAGCCCAGGCUUCGUGGGGCUGUGUGGCCUCGCCUCCUCCGUGCUGUCCAUCCUCACCAUCCUGCACCCCUGGCUCAAGCUGAAGCCGUAGCCGUGCUGGCAGCGCUGCCUGCAGGCCCUGAGCUGAAGGAGGCUGAUGUCUGGGGAGCCCUGGGCUGGGCUUUUCCUCUGAACUGAGCACCUUGGUGUCAUUGCUCACCUUCACCUCGUGCCUGGCUGCUUCCAGCGACGUGGAGCCGGGAGGGAGCAGGGAGCUGCUGCUGCCCCAGGCUCCGGAGACGAGGCAGAGACUCCACAGACCUCGGUUUGCUUCUUCCCCCUCACCCACUGUGGGGUCAGUCAGGCUGUGUGAAGGGUCUCACCUUCACCCUCUUCUCUUCUAGGGGGGGUUUCAACCCAGAACCAGCCACAGGGGAAGUGGUUGGGGCUGGAAAAGGCCAUUUGGGUGUUUCUCCCAGACCCUGGAGGGGGUUGAGCUGUGAGGUGGGGCUGUGCCUAGGAGAUGAUCUCCCUCCCUGCCCUCCUGGUGAGGAGGAAACAACUGCAGGGGGUCUCCCUGAGCCUCCAUCUCUCUCCCAGCUCGUCCCACCUGGAUUUUUCUAUGUGAGAACAGGCCUUGGACACCCUGAGCCCUUCCCUUGAGCCCAAACCUCUGCAUCCACCUCCCUCCCUGCACCCUGAGCUGUGGGGUUCACCCUCUGAGCCUCCCUGCUGCUCACAUUUGUCCCUUUAGUAGUGGCUCCUUUUAGAUCUGGGCAUCUGGACCCGUUCCCUGGUUGGGGUCUCCUGGUUUGUGCUGGGCUCUGGGCUGAGCCAGGUAGGGGAAAGGUACCAGAACUGCCCCUGAGCCCUGGGCUCACGCUUCACCAAGCAAAACAUCAGCUCAGCCUCAGCACCUUCAGACUCUGGGUGGGAGAAAGCAAAUCAGUGGCUUCCACCACAGUUAGUGGGAGCAACUUGGCUUCACUCCCAGCCAGGCAGCAGGGGACAGGGCCACUGCAGUGUCACCCUCAUCACACCCUCACUGAGCUUCCCUCCAUGCUCUGAGGCUCAUUCCCCCCUCCUCAGCUCCACUGACAGCCCCUAAAUCCCCUCACAACCCCUCAGUCCCCUCAGCUGGGCCAGAACCAUCACAAACUGAGCGAGGGCUGUUGUGACCCAGGGCUGAGGGUGACCCCAGCGUGGAAACCUCAGCUCUUGGGGAGCUUCUGCCUGACAAACGAGGGCAAAACAGCCUCUGACUAAAGCUCCUGCAGAGACAGAGACCCCAGGGGCUGCAGCUGGGCCUGGAGCUCAAAGUCUUGCCUCUUUAUUUCAUCUCCAUUGGUUAUUUCAUUCUCCUUGCCAUGUGCCCUCACCCUUUCCAGCUCUCACGUGGGUUUUCUGCCCUCAAAGCUGCCUUUAUUUUCCUGCCCUUCAGCCCAUUUCCACCUCCUGGAAACCUUUCCCCCCUCCCAGCUCCCUUUUUCCCCCCUCAUCACCCUUUUUUCCCCCCUCUACUCUGUUUUUCCCACCCUCAGCACCUUUUUUCCACCUCUUAAUGCCUCUUUUUGCCCCCCACCACCCUCUUUUUUGCCCCCAACACCCUUUUUUUUGCCCCUCAAGACCCAUUUAUUCCCUUCAACCCCAUUUCUUCCCCUUAAACCCCUUUUUUCCCCCCUCAGCACUUUUGCUUUUGCCCCUCAGCACCUUUUUCCACCUCUUGAUGCCUUUUUUUGCCCCCACCACACUCUUUUUUGCCCCCAACACCCUUUUAUUCCCCCUCAAAACCUAUUUAUUCCCUUCAAACCCACUUCUUUCCCCCUCUUUUCCCCUCAGCCCCUCUUUCUUCCCCCAUCACCGUUGCUUUUGCCCCUCAGCACCUUUGUUUUGCCCCCCCCAGCCUUUUCCUUCCCCCUCAGACCCCAUCUCCUCCCCUCAGACCCAUUUGUUUUGCCCCUCAGCACCUUUUUGUGGCCCCUCAGCCCCGGUGUGGGGUCUGUGGUGCAGCUCAGGGGUUCCUCUGGAGGCUGCAGCCCUCUCCCUGCUCCGUGGGCUGUGGCUCCCUGGGCUCUUUUGUACCAGAUGCCCCCGAGGACUCCAACAGCAUCUUGAACCACUAAAAAUCCAUUUAGCCAA
Messenger RNA from Colius striatus (speckled mousebird), 2832 nucleotides. RefSeq names its product peroxisomal biogenesis factor 11 beta (gene PEX11B). Gene Ontology annotation, cellular component: peroxisomal membrane. Bases 59 to 805 code for a protein of 248 amino acids. Gene Ontology annotation, biological process: peroxisome fission; regulation of peroxisome size. The record is from RefSeq and is a predicted model, not a curated record. The transcript is spliced from 4 exons. NCBI's taxonomy places the organism in Eukaryota, Metazoa, Chordata, Aves, Coliiformes, Coliidae.